Molecule: messenger RNA, 2077 nt
Organism: Chrysochloris asiatica (Cape golden mole)
Lineage: Eukaryota; Metazoa; Chordata; Mammalia; Afrosoricida; Chrysochloridae
Gene: TMEM266
Product: chromosome unknown open reading frame, human C15orf27
Exons: 11
Coding region: 1-2049 (682 amino acids)
Cellular component (GO): plasma membrane
Molecular function (GO): voltage-gated channel activity
Source: RefSeq, a predicted model, not a curated record
AUGAAGCCCACACGUUCCGCUCCAGCUCUGGCGGCUGCCUCUAGCCGGAUCCCGACCCCUACCCAGGGUCCCAGCCCCCUGCCUGCGAGGCCGGCGUAUCCUAAACAGCGGCGCCCUAGCUCCGCAGCCUCCUGGCUGCGCGUGCGGCCGGCUGGAGGCGAGGGCGCAGGCGCGGGCCCGGGAAAGCCGCCGGCACGAGGCCGCGCGCGCGCGUCCCCGAGCGCGGUGGGCGGAGGGGCGGAGGGAGCGGCGGGGCCGCGAGGGGGCGGGGGGCGGAGAGGGGAGCCCCGGGAGCGCGAGCUGCGGCCGGCGCCGCAGCAGAACCGAGCGAAUCCGGAGCCCCGGCAGCAGGUAUGUGUAUGCUCGCAGGCGGCCGCGGCCGGGCUUCCCCCGCCUCGCUGCCCAGGUCCUGUGGCCGGGGCAGGCGGUCAAGGUUUGCAAGGGACAUCUGUGGCUCUGGUUGCAUCCUUCAACAUGACCAACCCACAGCCUGCCAUAGAAGGAGGAAUUUCUGAAGUUGAAAUCAUCUCCCAACAAGUAGACGAAGAGACCAAGAGCCUUGCCCAUGUGCAGCUGGGCAACUUUGCCUAUCGGGACCUGCCCCUGGCUGCUGUGGACCUCUCCACAGAGGGCUCACAGCUCCUGUCAAACCUGGACGAAGAUUACCAAAGAGAAGGGUCUAACUGGCUGAAGCCGUGCUGUGGGAAGAGAGCAGCCGUGUGGCAGGUAUUUUUGCUCAGUGCAAGUCUCAACAGUUUCCUGGUAGCCUGUGUAAUAUUGGUGGUGAUUCUUCUGACUCUGGAACUUCUAAUAGAUAUAAAGCUUCUCCAGUUUUCCAGUGCAUUCCAGUUUGCUGGUGUCAUUCACUGGAUCAGUCUGGUCAUCCUGUCUGUGUUCUUCUCAGAGACUGUUCUACGGAUUGUGGUCCUUGGAAUCUGGGAUUACAUUGAAAACAAAAUAGAGGUGUUUGACGGGGCUGUGAUCAUCCUAUCCUUGGCCCCGAUGGUGGCGUCCACUGUGGCCAAUGGGCCCAGGAGCCCCUGGGACGCCAUCAGCCUCAUCAUCAUGCUUCGGAUCUGGCGGGUGAAGAGAGUCAUUGAUGCGUACGUCCUGCCUGUGAAGGUGGAGAUGGAGAUGGUCAUCCAGCAGUACGAGAAGGCCAAGGUCAUUCAGGACGAGCAGCUGGAGAGGCUGACACAGAUCUGUCAGGAACAAGGGUUUGAGAUCCGGCAGCUGCGGGCCCACCUGGCGCAGCAGGACCUGGACCUGGCCGCGGAGCGGGAGGCGGCACUGCAAGCCCCCCACGUGCUCAGCCAGCCCCGCAGCCGCUACAAGGUGGUGGAGGACGGUGCGUGGGACGAGGAGACGGCGGCUGAGAGCUUCGUGGAGGAGCUGCAGCCCUCCCAAGAUGCCGCGGUGAGAGACGACAUGAACAGCUACAUCAGUCAGUAUUACAAUGGGCCCAGCAGUGACAGCGGGGUCCCAGAGCCAGCUGUGUGCCUGGUCACCACAGCUGCCAUAGACAUCCACCAGCCCAACAUUUCCUCUGACCUCUUCUCAGUUGACAUGCCCCCAAAGCUAGACAGCAAUGGCGCCGGUACCAGCACCACUUCUGAGACCACCUCCCACUCCACACACAGCUCGGUCCCCCGGGCACACAGUGAUAAUAACAGCCAGACGCUGGCCUCCACCACAGACUGUAGCACGACCCACCAGGAGCGGGCCUCAGAGCCUGGCCCCUCGCCCCAGCAGCAGCCGAUGGAGGCCUCGGUCCAGGACCUGCUGUCCUCUCUGUCGGAGGACCCCUGCCCGUCCCAGAGGGCCUUGGACCUAGUCCCCCCAGCCCAGCCCAGCCCUGAGGGCUCGGCCCAAAGUAGCCCCGAGCUGGAACACAGGGUAAGUCUGUUCAACCAGAAGAACCAGGAAGGCUUCACCGUCUUUCAGAUCAAGCCUGUCAUCCACUUCCAGCCGGCAGCUUCUGCACUCGAGGAGAAGUUCAGAUCUUUGGAAUCCAAAGAGCAAAAGUUGCACAGGGUCCCCGAGGCCUAGCGCUUCCAGGGGGCUGGUGGGAGGAAGG